Molecule: messenger RNA, 1311 nt
Organism: Cordyceps militaris CM01
Lineage: Eukaryota; Fungi; Ascomycota; Sordariomycetes; Hypocreales; Cordycipitaceae
Product: peptidase C45 acyl-coenzyme A:6-aminopenicillanic acid acyl-transferase
Exons: 2
Coding region: 1-1311 (436 amino acids)
Source: RefSeq, a predicted model, not a curated record
AUGACGGCUGCAAAGAACCCAAGUCCUUACUAUCAACAUGUCAUUGCAAGUGGACUGCCCUACGAGCGUGGCCUAGCCCACGGGCAACAGGCCGGGCAAAAGGUCCGCGACAAUGUCGCCUACUACAAGACCCCGGGCAAGCUGGCCAAGUUAGAGACUAUGGAGAAAAUCAUCGAGGACAUCUACAUUCCAAACAUCAAGGCCCAUUAUUCGGCUGGACUCGAGGAGAUGCGAGGCAUUGCAGACGGAGCCCACGUUUCUCUGCAAGACGUUGUGCUGCUGAACGCGCGCUAUGACCUUGCUCGACUGAAUCAAGAGGAAGCGUCGAAUCCUGUUGUUAAGAGUACCAAUGGGCACCACGCUCGCCUAGAAACAGACGACAUGACCAACGAGUGCACAAGUGCCAUCUUCUUCCCAGAGGCCACCGCCAGCGGCGACGUGCUCAAUGCCCAAAACUGGGACAUGUCGGCCCGUCUCUGGCUCAGCGACGCCAUCAUCUACCUCGAGAUCCACCCGGAUCCCUCCGAAGCCAAACCUUCCCUCUUCCUCGUCACAGAGGCCGGCCAGCUGGGCCGCUCCGGUAUCAGCUUGCUCGGCCUGGGCGUCACGGCCAACUCGCUCAUGUCCGCCGAGGACUACUGCCCGAGCGCCGCGGACCCCAUCCCCGUCCUGCCCAUCUCCCUGCUGCGCCGCAUGGUGCUCGAGUCGGCGCAUUUGGCAGAGGCCACGACGGCCAUUUACAACUUUCCGCGGCACGUGUCCAACAACCUCACCGUCGCGACGGCCGAUGGGUUCGGCAUGUGCUUUGAGAUUACGCCGACCAGAGAGUACAAGGUGUACAGCAGCCUCGAUGACCAUUAUCUUAUCCACUCCAACCACUUCACCGACCCGGCGUUUCUGGCGCGCUCCGACACGAAAUGCCGUUACCCGGGCGGCAGUAGCUGGUUUCGCCGACAGCGCCUGGAGCAGAAUAUCCGGCCGUACAAGAACGGGCUGGUCACGGUGGAACAGUUGCAACGGGCGUUUUCCGACCAUCUCAGCUUCCCUGAAUCGCUCUGCUGCCACCCGGAUCGAUCGCCCGACGCCGUCAUCGGUCAUCUUCCGGGCUAUCCCUUCCGCACCUCCUCGGCGACGGUCGCCUCGGUCACGUACAACCUGACCCAACGAAGCAUCACGGUCUGCAAGGGCCCUCCCUGCCAGGGCAGCUUUCAGACGUUUCAUCUGAGCGGCCCGUUGUCGUUCCAAGGGCUCGGAACAAAAUCUGGAAAGCUUGCUGCUGCCCAAGAUAUCAACCGCCCUGAGACCCCAUAG